AUGAAGAUCAAAGUAAUUUCCUGGAAUGUAAGGGGUUUAAACGAUAAGAAGAAAAGGGAGAUCAUAAAAAGUCAAGUGCAGAAUUGGAGGGCCGACAUUAUAUGCAUGCAAGAGACAAAAGUGGAGGGGGAUAUCGAGGAAAUAGUCAGGCAAAUAUGGGGUGGUAGAUGGGUGAGGUAUGCAAGUGUAGAAGCUAGCGGCACGAGAGGGGGGAUUUUGUUAUUAUGGGAUUGCAGAGUAUGGAAAGGGGAGGUGUUACAGACUGGUGCAUACACUUUGACUUGCAAGUUCGACGCUCUUUUACAGAAUUUUCAAUGUCACACAACAGGAGUGUACGCCCCAAAUUGUAGAAUAGAAAGGAAAAAAGUAUGGAGAGAAAUUGGUGCAGUGAGGGGAUUGAUGGAAGGCCCUUGGGCGGUUUGUGGCGAUUUCAACGUUACAAGGUACCCUUCUGAAAAACGGGAAUGUUCAAGGAGGUCCAGAGCGAUGGUGGAGUUCUCGGAUUUUAUAGAAGAUAUGAAGUCGAUAGAUCUUCGACUUGAAGGAGGCAACUAUACUUGGUUCAAAGGGGACAAUCAUACAACGGCUUCAAGAAUUGAUAGAUUUCUCAUUUCAGAAGAAUGA
This is a messenger RNA of Nicotiana tabacum (common tobacco), 624 nucleotides long. RefSeq lists its product as uncharacterized. Gene Ontology annotation, cellular component: nucleus. The record is from RefSeq and is a predicted model, not a curated record. Lineage: Eukaryota; Viridiplantae; Streptophyta; Magnoliopsida; Solanales; Solanaceae. Gene Ontology annotation, molecular function: endonuclease activity; DNA-(apurinic or apyrimidinic site) endonuclease activity; phosphoric diester hydrolase activity. Gene Ontology annotation, biological process: base-excision repair.